AUGAGUGGCUUCCUCGCCUCCCUGGACCCCCGGCGGGUGCAGUGGGGAGCCGCCUGGUAUGCUAUGCACUCCAGAAUCCUGCGUACCAAACCAGUAGAGUCCAUGCUGGAGGGAACAGGGGCUACCACGGCACACGGCACCAAGCUGGCCCAGGUGCUCACCACUGUGGACCUGAUCUCCCUUGGUGUUGGCAGCUGCGUGGGCACCGGGAUGUACGUGGUAUCUGGCUUGGUGGCCAAGGAAAUGGCAGGACCUGGUGUCAUUGUGUCCUUCAUCAUUGCAGCUGUUGCAUCCAUAUUAUCAGGCGUUUGCUAUGCAGAAUUCGGAGUUCGCGUCCCCAAGACCACGGGGUCGGCCUACACCUACAGCUAUGUCACUGUUGGGGAGUUUGUGGCAUUUUUCAUCGGCUGGAACUUGAUCCUGGAGUAUCUGAUUGGCACUGCGGCCGGUGCCAGUGCUCUGAGCAGCAUGUUUGACUCGCUGGCCAACCACACCAUUAGCCACUGGAUGGUGGACAGCGUGGGAACCCUCAAUGGCCUCGGGAAAGGUGAAGAAUCAUACCCGGACCUUCUAGCUCUGGUGAUCGCGGUCGUCGUCACCAUCAUCGUCGCGCUGGGGGUGAAGAACUCUGUGGGCUUCAACAAUGUCCUCAAUGUACUGAACCUGGCCGUGUGGGUGUUCAUCAUGAUUGCAGGCCUGUUCUUCAUCAAUGGGAAAUACUGGGCUGAGGGCCAGUUCUUGCCUCAUGGCUGGUCAGGGGUGCUGCAAGGAGCAGCCACGUGUUUCUAUGCUUUCAUUGGUUUUGACAUCAUUGCCACCACUGGAGAAGAAGCCAAGAAUCCCAACACAUCCAUCCCUUAUGCUAUCACCGCCUCCCUAGUCAUCUGCCUGACGGCAUAUGUAUCCGUGAGCAUGAUUCUAACUCUGAUGGUGCCAUAUUAUGCCAUUGACACGGAAUCCCCACUCAUGGAGAUGUUUGUGGCUCAUGGGUUCUAUGCUGCAAAAUUCAUAGUGGCCAUUGGGUCGGUUGCAGGACUGACAGUCAGCUUGCUGGGCUCCCUCUUCCCAAUGCCAAGGGUCAUUUAUGCCAUGGCUGGUGAUGGGCUUCUUUUCAGGUUUCUGGCUCAUGUGAGCUCCUACACGGAGACACCAGUGGUGGCCUGCAUCGUGUCGGGGUUCCUGGCGGCUCUCCUCUCACUAUUAGUCAGCCUGAGAGACCUGAUAGAGAUGAUGUCCAUCGGCACGCUCCUCGCCUACACCUUGGUCUCUGUCUGUGUCUUGCUUCUUCGAUACCAACCAGAGAGCGACAUUGAUGGUUUUGUCAAGUUCUUGUCUGAGGAGCACACAAAGAAGAAGGAGGGCAUUCUGGCUGACUGUGAGAAGGAAGUGUGUUCUCCUAUGAGUGAAGGAGAAGAGUUUUCCGGCCCCGCCACCAACACGUGUGGGGCCAAGAACUUACCAUCCCUGGGAGACAAUGAGAUGCUCAUAGGGAAAUCGGACAAGUCAACCUACAAUGUCAACCACCCCAACUACGGCACUGUGGACAUGACCACAGGCAUAGAAGCUGACGAAUCUGAAAACAUUUAUCUCAUCAAGUUAAAAAAGCUGAUUGGGCCCCGUUACUACACUCUGAGGAUCCGGCUGGGCCUUCCAGGCAAAAUGGACCGACCCACAGCAGCUACAGGGCACACGGUGACCAUCUGCGUGCUCCUGCUCUUCAUCCUCAUUUUCAUCUUCUGCUCCUUCAUCAUCUUUGGCUCUGACUACAUCUCAGAGCAGAGCUGGUGGGCCAUCCUUCUGGUCGUUCUGAUGGUGCUGCUGAUCAGUGCCCUGGUGUUUGUGAUCCUGCAGCAGCCAGAGAACCCCAAGAAGCUUCCUUACAUGGCCCCCUGCCUCCCCUUUGUGCCCGCCUUUGCCAUGCUGGUGAACAUCUAUCUCAUGCUAAAGCUCUCCACCAUCACAUGGAUCCGGUUUGCUGUCUGGUGCUUUGUGGGUAUGCUCAUUUAUUUUGGGUAUGGCAUCUGGAACAGCACCCUGGAAAUCAGUGCCCGAGAAGAGGCCCUGCACCAAAGCACCUACCAACGCUACGAUGUGGAUGACCCUUUCUCAGUGGAGGAAGGUUUCUCCUAUGCCACAGAGGGCGAGAGCCAGGAGAACUGGGGCGGGCCAGCUGAAGACAAAGGUUUCUAUUAUCAACAGAUGUCAGAUGCGAAAGCAAACACCCGGACAAGUAGCAAAGCAAAGAGCAAAAGCAAACACAAACAGAACUCAGAGGCUCUGAUCGCAAAUGAUGAGUUAGAUUACUCUCCAGAAUAA
Pteropus alecto (black flying fox) is the source of this 2316-nucleotide messenger RNA. RefSeq names its product solute carrier family 7 member 14 (gene SLC7A14). The record is from RefSeq and is a predicted model, not a curated record. Bases 1 to 2316 code for a protein of 771 amino acids. Gene Ontology annotation, molecular function: amino acid transmembrane transporter activity. Gene Ontology annotation, cellular component: plasma membrane. Gene Ontology annotation, biological process: amino acid transport; transmembrane transport. NCBI's taxonomy places the organism in Eukaryota, Metazoa, Chordata, Mammalia, Chiroptera, Pteropodidae. The transcript is spliced from 7 exons.